Messenger RNA from Dentiscutata erythropus, 183 nucleotides. NCBI's taxonomy places the organism in Eukaryota, Fungi, Glomeromycota, Glomeromycetes, Diversisporales, Gigasporaceae. The record is from the annotation of a GenBank genome assembly.
AUGUUAUGUGUUCAAGACUAUCCUCAUUCUCAAAGUAUUUGUAAGAAAAAGGAUUAUUUAUGUGUUUGUGUAGAAGAUGGAACUCAUUAUUUCUGUGGUCCUUGGGCACUUAAUGUUGUUGAUAUAACUCCGCUUGAACCUAGAUUUACUACAUUAUCAAUAAUUAUAAUGGUGGUUGGAUAA